Molecule: messenger RNA, 1768 nt
Organism: Liolophura sinensis
Lineage: Eukaryota; Metazoa; Mollusca; Polyplacophora; Chitonida; Chitonidae
Product: R3H domain-containing protein 4-like
Exons: 7
Coding region: 74-925 (283 amino acids)
Molecular function (GO): nucleic acid binding
Source: RefSeq, a predicted model, not a curated record
CAUCAUUCCAUGUAAGUGGCUUUGCAUAUGCAAUAACCGAGGCGGGCGACAAAGUUGUUAAUGGUUUCUCAUUAUGGGUGUCACAAGAAACAACCGAGAGCUGUUUUUCAAUGGCCUAAUUGAUGAUCAACUAGAGUUGUCCCCUGAGGAGGCUGAGGAAGAAACAGCAGCACAAGAACAGAAACCUAAGAAACACGGGAAGAGCCGCUCUCGUAGCUACAAAAUGAGAGAUUACACUGAUGUGCACUCUAUGGACACAGGGGGCAGGCGCAAGCUGAAUGUCAAACAGGCGAGAAGGGUGGAAAACUUACGCAGCAUUUUAGGCUUGGUGGAAAAGGAAGAUCUGGAGUUUGACUUAAGCAGUAUCUUUGAACCCAGCAUGUCUGUGUUUGCCGAGUUGUUCAUGGAGAGAGAAAAGAUGAAGGCCUGGAACAAUUUCCUCAACAGCUCUGAGGAAGAGCAGCAGGCCAUCAUCCGUGAGGGAAGUGGUCGGAGAGCCAUGAAGAAGAUGACAGUGGAGGGGAAAUCUUCCUCUGACAACUCAGAGAGAUUGAGUAAUGAUAAAUGGGAGGAGAUACCAGAUAGUAGAGCCGGCCACCCAGCCUUUAGUGCUGAAGAAUGCUUUGCCAGGAUUGACGCUAAGUUUCGUACUCUGCUGCGGAAACGACAUCUUCCUAAGGGAACUUUGGCAGGUCUGGAGGCAGAUGUGGUGUCAUUUUUCUCCGAGUGGCCAUCGUCCGUCUAUGUGUCCGAGAUACCCAGUAGCUAUGAGAGGAUGUUACUUCAUGCCCUCUGUCAAUAUCUAGAUCUGUCCUCACGAAGUUAUGACCAUGAGGAAGUUCGACUAACUCAGGUGGAAAACAAACAUGAGACCUUUAACGCCCCAGAUGUGCCACUAACGCAGUACAUUGAGGAGUUGUCGUGACCAGAGGAAUCAGAAGAAUAUCUGUACCCAGUAAAAUGUUUAUCUGGUAACCUUGUGGUCCCAUCAUUGGUGAUCGUUGUCUGUUAUGAGCUGCCAGGAUAAAAGAAGGACGGUUUAACUUCUGCUAGGUAUCACUGUACAUAUGUAUUAAUACACAUAUACAUAAACCAAUAUUGAGUUGUUAUUUCACAUGUAGAUCCAGGAGCACUUUUAUUAUUUAGAACAUACUUGAUAAUGAUAUUCAAUUGAAUGCUUGGCAUUGGUUUUACAAUGCUGAAAUGUAUUAUCAGAUUCUUUUUUUUGUGUUAGAGAGUGUUUUAUUUUUAACAUAAGUUCAGCUCCCUGUAUAUUUGUUAUCUCAAGUGUUUACACUGUGAUACUCUAGAGGUAUAACAGCUAAAAUAUAACUAUUUUGUCUUUUUUUUUCAAUGUUUGGAUUUUCUGUUGAACAUUUGUCAUGUGAUUCUGAUGUAAAUGUCAAGGGGAUGACUAGACAGGUUUUAGCAGUUGUACUUAGAAAUAUCUGCCAUCAACCUGUGUAUGAUCGUUUUUACUGUCUCCAGUAUUUCCAUGAAUUGUCGUUGUAGGCAAAUUGUAAAAUAUUUUGAUAUUUACAAUCUAGUUGAUUUCAACUACACCUCAGUGUUGAGUGUAUUAACUCUUUACCUUUCAUUAUUACAUGUAGUGUACAUACAACAGCAAAUUGGUGUACUGUUGAGUUGAAAUUCACGUUUGUUUUCUAGGUUGUUGAGGGUUGUUAUGAAAUUAUUGCUGUAUGGAUUCAAUACAACUUUUCUUAAUAUUAAAACAAUUCAGCACAUUAUCUGAAAUAAAGUUUCUCGU